AUGUUGCUCCCACGUACUGCUAGACUGGCCUCGACGCUUCGAAUUGCUGUCAAUUCGAAGUUCAAUGCAUUCUCAAGGUUUUACAGUGAUGCUGCUCCUGGAACUCUUGCGAAGACUCCCCUCCACGACCUCCAUGUUGCGAAGGGAGCGAAGAUGGUUCCCUUCGCGGGGUACUCUAUGCCCGUGCUUUACUCCGGAGAGAGUGUGGGAGAGAGUCAUAAUUGGGUCAGGGAGAAGGCCGGGCUGUUUGAUGUUUCCCAUAUGGUUCAGCACCGUUUAACCGGUCCCGGAGCAUUGCCUUUCUUACACUUCGUUACCCCCUCGGAUCUCACACGCCUGCCGCAGUUUCAGUCUACGCUUUCGGUGUUUUUGCAUCCGACUACUGGUGGGAUAGUGGAUGAUUUGAUCAUCACCUCGCAUGGGCCCGAGGAUUUCUACAUCGUUACUAAUGCUGCGUGCAAAGAUAAGGAUCUUGCAUAUAUGGCUAGGAAUAUGAGGCACUUGUCUUCUUCGGACAUUAAACAUGAAGUUCUCAUUGGACAAGGCUUGGUUGCCUUGCAAGGGCCUUUGGCAAAGGAUAUAUUGACGGAGUACCUUACCGGCUUGACCGGCUCCCCGGUAGAUCUUUCGAAACUGUACUUUGGCACUUCAAUGUUUGUUGAGAUUCCAUCUCUCGGUGAAAAACUACACGUUGCGCGUGCAGGAUACACCGGAGAGGAUGGAUUCGAGAUUUCCAUUUCUGAAAAGAACACUGAAACGGUUACUAUGGGCUUGUUGGAUGUAGGAUCUACUGGUGAUAGGAUUAGGCUUUCUGGUCUAGGAGCUAGAGAUAGUCUUAGACUUGAAGCAGGAAUGUGCCUCUAUGGGCAUGAUCUGGAUGAUACUACUACACCAAUCGAGGGGGGACUCAAGUGGCUAGUAGGGAAGACAAGAGCUAUGGAUGGCAAUUUCCUCGGCGCAGAAAUAAUCAGUAGACAAUACGACAGCUGGAGUUUUGUUCCUAGACGCCGGGUUGGCUUUAUCGUUGAGGGUCCACCAGCCAGAGAAGACGCAGAGAUUGUGGAGAAGGGGACGGAUGACGUUAUUGGGAAAAUAACAUCUGGUUGCCCCUCCCCGACCCUUGGCAAAAACAUUGCUAUGGGCUACAUCCAGAGCGGCUUCCACAAGCAGGGUACUGAAGUUGGUAUCAAGGUUCGUGGAAAGGAACGCAGCGGGACUGUGACAAAAAUGCCUUUUGUAGAGACAAAGUAUUAUAAGGCUCCUUAGGGGGGGGGGGUUAUUCCGUUUUUCGUUUUCAUCUGGUUUGGGUUGCGUGGGUGGCAGUUUGGAUGAAAUAUCAUUUAGGGGCUCCAUGUGAUUUAAGUAUUGGGGAGGCGUGACAUGA
Tuber melanosporum (Perigord truffle) is the source of this 1384-nucleotide messenger RNA. RefSeq lists its product as uncharacterized. Gene Ontology annotation, biological process: glycine catabolic process. The transcript has 4 exons. Gene Ontology annotation, molecular function: aminomethyltransferase activity; protein binding. NCBI's taxonomy places the organism in Eukaryota, Fungi, Ascomycota, Pezizomycetes, Pezizales, Tuberaceae. The record is from RefSeq and is a predicted model, not a curated record. Gene Ontology annotation, cellular component: mitochondrion. The coding region runs from base 1 to 1266 and encodes 421 amino acids.